AUGCAGCCCUUCCAAAUGCUUGCCGUUUUCUCCGGGGCCGCGGCCGCGGUUUCGCUGCCUGUCCUAGAGGCCCGUGGGCCGGGAUGCCCGGCUGACAGCGUGCCUACCAACAUCACUCUUUGUGAGGCUGGCAACCCACGUAUCUGCGAGUGUACCUCGUGGCUGAUGACGGGUGGUUUCGUCCACUGCGGUAACCCGCUUGGCGACCCGACUGUCGGCUACAACCCUAUUUACCCAACCGCAUAUUAUCCCUCUGGCUGCGACCAGAAUGGUUACGUAAGUUAG
This is a messenger RNA of Neoarthrinium moseri, 285 nucleotides long. RefSeq lists its product as uncharacterized. NCBI's taxonomy places the organism in Eukaryota, Fungi, Ascomycota, Sordariomycetes, Amphisphaeriales, Apiosporaceae. The transcript has a single exon. Bases 1 to 285 code for a protein of 94 amino acids. The record is from RefSeq and is a predicted model, not a curated record.